Emiliania huxleyi CCMP1516 is the source of this 399-nucleotide messenger RNA. RefSeq lists its product as hypothetical. Gene Ontology annotation, molecular function: pyridoxal phosphate binding; carbon-sulfur lyase activity. Gene Ontology annotation, biological process: transsulfuration. Gene Ontology annotation, cellular component: cytoplasm. The record is from RefSeq and is a predicted model, not a curated record. The transcript has 4 exons. The annotation marks the transcript as partial. NCBI's taxonomy places the organism in Eukaryota, Haptophyta, Isochrysidales, Noelaerhabdaceae.
CUCGUGCACGCCGGCGUCGACCCUGAUCCCAUUACCGGCGCCAUCCUCACGCCGUCGACGACGUACGUGCAGGAGUCGGUCGACGAGUAUCUCGCCAAGGGCUACUCGUACUCGCGCACAAACAACCCCACGGUCACCGUCCUCGAAAACAAGAUCGCAGAGCUCGAGGGCGGCUACGGUGCCGCCUGCUUCAGCACCGGCAUGGCUGCGACCAUCGCGGUGAUCACCUCAACGAUGCAGGCGCGAGAGGGGGCGGGCGACCACUGCGUCAUCACGAACUGCUCGUACGGCGGCACCAACCGCGCGUGCCGGACCCUCUUCACCGACAUGGGCAUGGAGUUCGACUUUAUCGACUUCACCGAGCUGGUGCGCGCUCUCUGCAGACCCCACCACCUCUAA